Messenger RNA from Talpa occidentalis (Iberian mole), 816 nucleotides. Its product is annotated as chymotrypsinogen B-like. NCBI's taxonomy places the organism in Eukaryota, Metazoa, Chordata, Mammalia, Eulipotyphla, Talpidae. Bases 1 to 816 code for a protein of 271 amino acids. The transcript is spliced from 7 exons. Gene Ontology annotation, biological process: proteolysis. The record is from RefSeq and is a predicted model, not a curated record. Gene Ontology annotation, molecular function: serine-type endopeptidase activity.
AUGCCCCUGUCCCCAGACAGCAUCAGAAGCUGCCUGGAGCAAGGCCUGGGGGACCCUGGGGACAGCCUGGCUGGCUCUGGGGCCCCUGCCAGCGAACUGGAGCUGAGCAUUGUACCCAGGAUCAUCAAUGGGACAGAUGCUCAUCCUGGCUCCUGGCCCUGGCACGUGGUGCUGCUGACUCCCUCUGGACUCCUCCUUGGUGGGGGCUCCCUUAUCAGCAAAAACUGGGUGAUCACUGCCGCCCACUGCAAUGUCACGACGUCUGACUGGGUUAUGACUGGGCUGUAUGACCGAAGCGCUCUUAAGGAUCAGGUUCUUCAGAAGCUGAGGAUUGCCCAGAUUUUUAGGCACCCCACGUUCUACUUUCCCACUUUAUUCAGUGACAUCGCCCUGCUGAAGCUGGAGGAAGCUGCUCACUUCCACCAGAUGGUGUCCCCGGUUCUCCUGCCCAGUGCUGACGACCAGUUCCUCCCUGGGACCUUGUGCACUGUUAUGGGCUGGGGUAAAACCCAGCCCGAUGCCACCAAGUUCCCUGAGAAGUUGCAGCAGGCCGACCUGCCUCUCCUGUCCACAGCCACGUGCAAGAAGUACUGGCACAGAAUCAGCACCUUUGCCACGAUCUGUGCUGGGCUCAAAGGUGGCUGCUCCUACACAGGCGACUCUGGUGGCCCCAUGGUCUGUCCUAAGAAUGGAACCUGGGUACUGGUGGGCAUCGUGUCCUGUGCCAGUAGAACCUGCCCCACCAAGAAGCCUCUUGUGGCCACCCGUGUCACUACAUUCAUACCCUGGAUUGAGGACAUCCUGGCUCACAACUAA